Messenger RNA from Galeopterus variegatus (Sunda flying lemur), 989 nucleotides. Its product is annotated as RIB43A-like with coiled-coils protein 2. The record is from RefSeq and is a predicted model, not a curated record. NCBI's taxonomy places the organism in Eukaryota, Metazoa, Chordata, Mammalia, Dermoptera, Cynocephalidae.
AUGAGACAAAAUGACAAAAUCAUGUGCGUAUUAGAAGACCAGGAAAGGAGAGAUAAGAAAAAUCUCUGUAGAGUUAUCAAUGACUUCCAACAGAGCCUUCAGAAGUCAGAAACUCGCCGUGAAUUUGAUCUAGUCCUUAAGAAAGAUCUUCCAGCCCGGCAGUCAGAUAAUGAUAUUCAGAAUACAAUAUCGGGAAUGCAGAAAUUCAUGGGGGAGGAUUUAAACUUCCAUGAGAGGGUGCUCUGCACAUGUGGGAAGGCGCUCUUGGCGGGCACACUGGGUCUGAUUGAGUCUUGCCUCCUUUCAGAGGACUUCCACACAGAGACAAGGCUGCAGUUUGAUGAAACAGCCAGGCACCUACAGAAGCUGGAAAGCGCCACCAGAAAGCCAGUUUGUGCAGCUGUGAAAGAGUUCAACAAGAACCAAGCCAUGGAGGCAGCAGAAAAGAAAAAACGAGAGAGAAAACAAGAACAAGAGGACAACCUGGCCGAGAUCUCCAACCUGCUGCAUGGAGACCUGCUCUCUGAGAACCCACAGCAGGCAGCCAGCUCUUUCGGGCCCCACCGCGUGGUCCCCAACCGCUGGAAAGGCAUGACCCAGGAGCAGCUGGAGCAGAUCCGCCUUGUUCAGAAGCAGCAAGUCCAGGAAAAGUUGAGGCUCCAGGAAGAAGAGCGUCAGCGAGACAUGGACUGUGACCAGCGGAGGGUUCAGAGUGCUCACGCCACCUUGCUGUUUGAGUGGCAGCAGCAGUGCUGGCAGCGUGACCUGAGCAGGGCUCUGGACAGCAGCAACCUCAGCCUGGACAAAGAGCAGCAGCUGCAGAAAAAAUAUAUGAAUGAGGUGUAUGCAAAUCAACCCACAGAAGAGUAUUUCACCCAAAUUAAUACAAGAAGCCAGUAAUAAAAAAAAAAAAAAUCCUUGUUUCCCUCAUUAAUGUAAGAAGUGAGCCGACCUUAAAAAUUUUUUUUAUUAAAAAAUAUGCUCCUUGA